Messenger RNA from Vigna unguiculata (cowpea), 650 nucleotides. Its product is annotated as keratinocyte-associated-like protein. NCBI's taxonomy places the organism in Eukaryota, Viridiplantae, Streptophyta, Magnoliopsida, Fabales, Fabaceae. The record is from RefSeq and is a predicted model, not a curated record. Gene Ontology annotation, biological process: protein N-linked glycosylation.
GGGUAUUUGUCUCGUUCGUUCAUUAAAACGACGAUCUCGGGUUGCUGGAGAUCUGAACUGAAACCGCUGCUUCCGAUCUGAGGCCAUGGCGGGAUCUGGGAGUUCCAUGCUGUAUUCCUUUCUUCUUUUCAUAGUCAUUCUCUCACUUCAAGAAAUGUACCGUGGGAAACUAGCAUCAUCAGAACUAUUCACUAUACUGGGAGGAUUCAUCAGCUCCCUCCUAUUUCUUGUGCUCCUAACUUUCAUUGGAAAUUUUCAGGAAACAAUUGGUGCAAGAACUGGUUGGGGUGCUGUCAUAGUCGCAGAAGCAGUUGCUCUGAUUGCUGCAAGCACUGUUCACCGAGUUUGCAUCACUACAUGUUUCCUGUUCUCGGCUGGAUUGCUGUACGAGGUUAACAAGAUUUCUGGGUCUUCUGUCUCAACAAGCGACAUCAGGACUAAAAAGCAAAGUGGAAGAGCUUAAGCAUAUGUAUGCUUCCUAUAAAGGCAUCUUUAGAAAAUUUUCCCCAGUAGUAUUAGUUUUAUAACCCUAGUAUGAUCAUAAAUUACAAGAGUGUUUUAAGUUUGUUUGACAUUUCUUUGUACAAUUUCAAUGAUAUACAAUUUGAACGAUCUGCGUCUAACGAUAAACCGAUCAGUCAUUUUUUUCA